Messenger RNA from Lachnellula hyalina, 1068 nucleotides. RefSeq names its product 26S proteasome regulatory subunit (gene rpn11). Gene Ontology annotation, cellular component: proteasome regulatory particle, lid subcomplex. Gene Ontology annotation, molecular function: proteasome binding; metallopeptidase activity; protein binding. The record is from RefSeq and is a predicted model, not a curated record. The transcript has 2 exons. Bases 1 to 1068 code for a protein of 355 amino acids. Gene Ontology annotation, biological process: protein deubiquitination; proteasome-mediated ubiquitin-dependent protein catabolic process. NCBI's taxonomy places the organism in Eukaryota, Fungi, Ascomycota, Leotiomycetes, Helotiales, Lachnaceae.
AUGGAUAGAUUAAAUCGGAUGCUGGCCUCCGCCGGAGGCAUGGGAGGUCUUAACAGCGCCGCCCCAGGAUCUGAUAACACAACCCUUAUCGAUAAUUCCGAAACCGUCUACAUCUCCUCCCUCGCGCUCUUGAAGAUGUUGAGACAUGGAAGGGCAGGAGUACCGAUGGAAGUUAUGGGUCUGAUGUUGGGAGAAUUCGUAGACGACUUCACAGUACGCGUAGUAGAUGUGUUCGCUAUGCCGCAAAGUGGUACAGGUGUCAGUGUCGAAGCAGUCGAUCCAGUUUUCCAGACCAAGAUGAUGGAUAUGUUAAGGCAAACAGGACGGUAUUAUCCCCAAACAUCUAUAUAUUACUACAAAGCUGACAAUCCCCGCAAUAGACCAGAGACAGUUGUCGGCUGGUACCAUUCUCAUCCUGGUUUCGGCUGCUGGCUUUCCUCCGUCGAUAUCAACACCCAACAAUCCUUUGAACAACUCACCCCCCGCGCCGUCGCCGUAGUAGUCGACCCCAUCCAAUCCGUCAAAGGCAAAGUUGUAAUCGACGCCUUCCGCCUCAUCAACCCACAAUCCCUUAUGCUCGGCCAAGAACCCCGUCAAUCUACCUCGAACUUAGGCCACCUCAACAAACCCUCUAUUCAAGCCCUGAUUCACGGCCUGAACCGCCACUACUACAGCAUUGGCAUCAACUACCGCAAAUCCGCACUCGAAGAAAACAUGCUCAUGAACCUACACAAGCAAGUCUGGACCGAGGGUCUACAAAUGGACGAUUUCCGCCUCGAGGACACGCGCAACAAGGACCGAUUACAAAAACUUGUCGGGCUGGCAGACGGCUAUGAGAAGCGCGUCAAAGAGGAGACGGAGCUGACAAAGGACCAGCUAAAGACGAGAUAUGUGGGCAAGGUAGACCCGAAGAAGCAUCUGGAGGAUGUGGGGCAACAGCUUAUUGAAGAUAACAUUGUGUCGGUUUCGAGACAGAUGAUUGACAAGGAGGCGUCGGCGCCCAAGGAGAAGAGCGCGGCGAAUGGGCAUGCGAAUGGUGAUGCGAUGGAUGUGGAGGAGGAACUGUGA